Messenger RNA from Bacillus rossius redtenbacheri, 1516 nucleotides. Its product is annotated as epidermal growth factor-like protein. The record is from RefSeq and is a predicted model, not a curated record. Bases 5 to 1411 code for a protein of 468 amino acids. Lineage: Eukaryota; Metazoa; Arthropoda; Insecta; Phasmatodea; Bacillidae. The transcript is spliced from 4 exons.
GCAGAUGGCUGGCGCGGGGCUGCUCCUGGUGCUCCCGGUGCUGCUGGGGGCGGCGGCCGCCGGCGAGACCUCCACCGCCCCCGGGGGCUGGGUGGCCGCCGUGCUGGGGCGCCUCGUGGACGGCCUGGUGCGGCGCUACGAGGCCGAGGAGCGGGGCCGGCGGGUGUGCGGCUCCGAGACCAUCUCCUCGCCUGACCAUCUCCUGUUCCGAAACGGGUUAGACAUCCCGCAGUUCGACAUCGAGGCGCCCGUGUGCUGCGCGGGCUACGAGCGCAACGCCACCACGCUGCGCUGCCAGCCGCGAUGCAGCCAGGGCUGCCCCAACGGCCGCUGCGUGGCGCCCGACUCCUGCCGCUGCCUGCCGCAGUUCGCGCGCAGCCUGGCGGGCCACUGCGUGCCCACCUGCCCCGCCGGCUGCCUGCACGGCCGCUGCUACGGCGAGGAGUGCGUGUGCGACCCGGGACACCGCCCUCACGGCCGCAUCUGCGCGCCGCGCUGCCAGGGCAGCUGCAGGGGCGGCAACUGCACCGCGCCCAACGUCUGCACCUGCAGGAGGGCGGGCUACGUGGUGAAUGCCGAGGGCGACUGCGAGCCCUUCUGCCAGGGCGGCUGUGUGAACGCUCGGUGCUCGGCCCCCAACUUGUGCACGUGCUUGGAAGGCUACAAGAAGCACCCCGGCCAAGGAGCCAGCCCCAACACGUGCGUGCCGGACUGCUUCGACAAGUGCGUGAACGGCUACUGCGCCGGCCCGGGGCGGUGCGUGUGCCAUCCGGGCUACGCCCUCGGCCAGCAGAGGUUCGUCUGCGUGCCUGACUGCCGGCCGCGCUGCGUCAACGCCACCUGCACGGCGCCGGGGGUCUGCACCUGCCAGCCGGGCCACUACAAGGUGGGCGGGGACGGCGGCGGCCAUGUUUGCGCGGGCGUGGCCGGUGGGGGAGGAGCCUGCGGCGACUGCGCCAACGGCCGCUGCUCGGGUGGGAGGUGCGUGUGCUACGACGGCUACGACAGGAACCACACGUCCAAUCGCUGCGUCCCGCGCUGCCCCGCCCCGUGCGGCCACGGCAACUGCUCCGCCCCGAACCUCUGCAGCUGCGACCCGGGCUACGCCUUCGACUUCUACAAGAAGGAGUGUAAGCUGAAGUGCAGCCCGCCCUGCGUGAACGGGGCCUGCGUGGACGGCAACAGCUGCAGCUGUCACCCGGGCUUCGCUCGGGACGCCACCGACUGGACCGGUCGCCGGUGCCUGCCCCUGUGCGACCCGUUCUGCGUCAACGCCGUCUGCUCCAGUCCGAACCAGUGCACCUGCAAGGCAGGGUUCGCCAAGGACCGUCACUCUGGCCUCGAUUACGUCUGCGUGCCGGAUACCGGCCUGAGUCACAGCGCUAUGACUACACGGUCGUACGGGCGAUGACAUGUUUGUACAGGCUCCAUGGUACAUGUUUAUUCGUGUAUACAGUUUACUAAGAACAAAAUGUAUGUACUGCUAUUAUGAAAUAUAGAUUUCUUUUAUGCAUUA